This is a messenger RNA of Prionailurus viverrinus (fishing cat), 3248 nucleotides long. RefSeq names its product adhesion G protein-coupled receptor G3 (gene ADGRG3). Bases 678 to 2375 code for a protein of 565 amino acids. Gene Ontology annotation, molecular function: G protein-coupled receptor activity. Lineage: Eukaryota; Metazoa; Chordata; Mammalia; Carnivora; Felidae. The transcript is spliced from 4 exons. The record is from RefSeq and is a predicted model, not a curated record. Gene Ontology annotation, cellular component: membrane. Gene Ontology annotation, biological process: cell surface receptor signaling pathway; adenylate cyclase-activating G protein-coupled receptor signaling pathway.
UUAUAGACUGACAGGAAGUUGCAAAUAUACUACAUAGAGCCCCACAGUUUUUUUCCAGUGAUAGCAUUUUAUAUAACUGUAGUAUUAAUACCCAAACCAGGAAAUUGGCAUUGGUACAGUGCUACUAACUAGAAUACAGUUUCCACAAUUUUUUACAUGCAUUCCUUCCUCUGUGCACGUGUGUGUGUGUGUGUGUGUGUGUGUGUAUUUCUAUGCAAUUUUAUCCCGUGUAUACCAGAGUUGAGUUUUGCUCUAACCUGAACCAUUUGCCCAUGAUGGAACAGGUCACUGUGGUCAAGGGGUGGGUUACACUGAUUGGCCAAGCCAGGUCAUGUGCCUGCUUUUAUUUGAACUAACAAAGGGUCAACCUCAGCCAAACUGCAGGGCUGAGAGCGGGAAAGGGGGUUCCUCAAGGAAACCCGUUCCAGAAGGAGGAGUGGGUGCCAGACAGGCAGAGAUCACUGGCCUGUGCUCAGGUUCUCUGGGUCCAGGCCAUGGCCGAGGGACCCACAGGAACUGUGGGCUUGAAGGAGCCUGCGGGAGCAGCCACAUGCCCCAGCCUGCCCUGGACCCCAGCCUCCCCACCCGUGACUGACCUGGAGCAGCCCUGGGGUCUCCUGACUUGGUCUGGGGCCCUCUGACUGCCCUUUUCCACGUACCUCUCUGCCUCUGUCACCAUGCGGGCCUGGGCUGCAGCCCCCAGCAGCCCCACUCCCUCCGUCUCAGAGCAAGCCGUGAGUGUGAGCGGUGCCACCCCUGUCCCCAACCAAGCCCCCGCCUGGGACACAGCCCCCAUCCCCAACAAGCUGAGUAUGACCUGCCAGCUGGCCACGCCGCUGGACCCUGUGAGCCCGGCUUGGAGCGCCAGAAGGAAUCGUCACCAACUCUCGAGGGUGGGCCCUGGCGUCUCAGGUGAGAUGCACAUUAUGCCUCAUGCUCCUGUCCAGGCAGCCCUGGGCUCUCAUCCCUCCAGUGAGAGCCCUGGGGAUCUGUUUGCUAGGAAUUCAGAGUGUGAACUCCACAGACAGGGAGUGAGCCUCCGGCCCUCUCCAGGCCUCAUUCUCCCUACGACGUCCCAGCCUCCUGCACCCGUGCCCAGUCCCGCAGUCCAUCUACUCACUCAACCAAAUGCACACAAGGCUGGCUCCGGCCUACUGUGCGAGCCCGAGGUCACAGCCAGAGAGGAGGGGGGUGGCUACAGUGAGCUGUGGAAAACUUCCAAAUCAGCCUGGAAUAAGUGGCAGUCAGAGACAGCUUCCUCAGAAGGAAAGGCCCGGGGAAGUUUUGAAGGAAGAGUAGGGAAAGGCAUUGAGAGCAGAGGGAAGAGCAGGGGCAAAGUCCGGGAGGUGUGGAAAAGCAGAAUGCGCUCAGGGAAUUGCAAGGAAUGCAGUUUGGCCGGAGCGUUGAGUCAAGGGAUGAGGCCAGCAGGAUCUGGACCCCACAGGACCCUGAGGGCCAUGAGAUGGCUUCUGCACCUGAACCGGACAGCAUCCACACUCCAGCUGCUGGCAGGGGCGGAACAGAGGAGGUGGAAUGGAGAGGCCGUGGUGCCCCAUGGGAGCUGCGUCCUCUUGCAGCCUCUCAUUGGCCCUUCUCACCCCAGGUUCUACCGGCAGCGGUUCAAGUCAGAAGAUGCCCCCAAGGUCCACGUGGCCCUGAGCAUUAGCUUGUUUCUCCUGAAUCUAGCCUUCUUCAUCAAUGUGGGGCAUGGCCGUGAGCCGUCAGAUGCCGCCUGCUGGGCCCGGGGGGCCAUCUUCCACUAUUUCCUACUCUGUACCUUUACCUGGAUGGGCCUGGAAGCCUUCCACCUCUACCUGCUCGUCAUCAAGGUCUUCAACACCUACUUUGGGCACUAUUUCCUGAAGCUGAGCCUCGUGGGCUGGGGCCUGCCUGCCCUAAUCGUCAUUGGCACCGGGAGCGCCAACAGCUAUGGCCACUAUGCCAUCCGCGACAAGAAGAACAUGGCCACGCUGGAGCUGUGCUGGUUCCGUGAGAAGACCGCUGUCUCUGCCCUCUACGUCACCGUCCAUGGCUACUUCCUUAUCACCUGCCUCUUCAGCGCUGUGGUCCUGGGCCUGGUGGCCUGGAAGAUCUUCACUCUGUUGACUGCCACAGCAGGCAAGGAGCAGGGACCGAACUGGAAGGGAGUGCUCACCGUGCUGGGCCUCUCGAGCCUGGUGGGUGCGACCUGGUGGCUGGCCAUCCUCACGCCCCUGGGCCGAUCCACCAUCUAUGUCUUCGCGCUGUUCAACUCCCUGCAAGGUGUCUUCAUCUUCUGCUGGUUCGCCGUGCUCUACUUCCCCAGCCGGACUGCCGUGGCCUCCUCUUCUGGCACCGCCAGAAUUGACCAGGUCCACACCGCGUCUCAAGAAUAGGGGGCCUCCGUGGGGCCAGGCUGGGAGCCGGCCGCACAUUGUGGACUCGGCUCCGACUCCCUGUGUGAACUCAGGCUGCUCCUUGCCUCCUCCUGGGCUUCAGUUUCUAUGUUUGUACAAUGUGGCUGGGGAAGGGAGGUGAUGGGGGCCAGUUUGGACCACCUGGCCUCAGUGGUUCCGUCCAGAUACUUCUGUGGGUCCUAGAGUCCACAGAUCCAGGAUUGCGAGAGUCUGAAGACCGCUGCCAGCGUAGAGCAGUGCCCUCACCUGUACCUGUACCUGCACCUCCUGCCUACAGAGCAAAACAGCUCAUCUCUGCCAUUGGCCACCUCUGGUUUUAGUCACAGGGGACUCUGUUAUCAGAAUUGCCCCUUGAAGGAGUCCCAGCCUCUCCUCUUCUCCCUCUUACCACCGCCCUCUCACAACCCCACCCUCUGGCUGCCUGUUCUCAGGCACUUGGACAGUAGUGCACUAGAGGUUUGGGUCUAUCUAUGGAUAGAUAAGCAGGAGCCCCUGCCACCGGGGGCCGCCCACCCUCCAGCUGUCUGGGGACACCGAAUUUCAGAGAAUGCCACUUACUCAAUAGUGGGUGUGAUACCAUAAGCAGGCUCCCCUCCCCACCCUGACCGCCACACGUGUGGCCUGACCUCUGAUCUGCUGUCAUAGUGGGGUGGAAGGCAGAUGGUCCAGAGCUCCGCACACCUGAGGGCCGAGGGGCAGGGCAGGGGAGAGGGCUGGGCUGAGCAGAGAGAGGGCAGGCAUUGCCCCCAGGACCUGAGCUCCUAUCAAGCAGGUCCAUCAGCCUCAUUCACCGGUUCAGCCCAGCCCGAGCCUGGCACGUUUCAGGCCCCAAAUAAAUAUCUGUUGUCUGAA